Messenger RNA from Tachysurus vachellii, 2567 nucleotides. Its product is annotated as macrophage mannose receptor 1-like. The transcript has 6 exons. Bases 132 to 1271 code for a protein of 379 amino acids. The record is from RefSeq and is a predicted model, not a curated record. NCBI's taxonomy places the organism in Eukaryota, Metazoa, Chordata, Actinopteri, Siluriformes, Bagridae.
GGUAGGAUUAAAAGAGGACAGUAAUACUGUAUAAUACGAGAUUUGUUAGGUUCUGGUGCACAAAGUGAGGUGAAGAACAGAAGAACACUCGUAACACACACCCUGUGUGAAGUACAUGACAUACAUGAGAUAUGGUUCGCCUCGUUUCAGUGACUCUGCUCUUCUCAGUAGUAGGUGGUACAGGAGCAUAUAUUCCUCAUCGCUAUCACUUUGUGAAUGAGAAUAAAACCUGGACUGAAGCUCAGACUUACUGCAGAGAGAAAUACACUGAUCUGGCAACCAUCAGCAACAUGGGAGAGAUGAAGAAGCUGAAUCACACACUGAUGAAGGAAAAUGCAAAGAAAGCUUGGAUUGGUCUACAGAGAGCAGGACGUGGGAGAUGGAUGUGGUCUCUGGAAGACCAAACUUUCUACAGAGACGGAGUCACUUACACAAACUGGAAUGGUGGGGAACCAAAUAAUGCUGGGGGAAACGAGUACUGUGUGACAUGUAAUAAGGAUAAUACAUUAUGGAAUGAUAACAAAUGUAAAAUGCUGUAUCCUUUUGUAUGUUAUAAAGAAAAAAACACAAACACUAAUAAAUAUGUAUUUAUUAAUAAUAAUAUGAGCUGGUACGAUGCUCAGACCUACUGCAGAGAGAAAUACACCGACCUGGUCAGUGUGAGGAACCAAACUGAGAAUGAGGAGAUCAUGAGGGUGAUUAAUGUUUCAGAUAUUUGGAUCGGUCUGUUUAAUGACUCCUGGAAUUGGUCAGAUCAGAGAAACUCCACAUUCAGAUACUGGAGAUCUGACAAACCCAGUGGAAGUUUGAACUGUGCUGCAGUGUCUGAGUCUGAGCAACGUUACUGGACUGAUGUGAACUGCACAGAAAAACUCCCGUUCAUCUGCCAUGAGAAUAAACUGAUCCUGAUUAAGGAGAAUCUGACCUGGUGGGAAGCUCUGACAUACUGCAGGAACCAUCAUCAUGACCUGGUGUCAGUGUGCACAGAGGAGAUGCAGCUCUGGGUGAAGGAAGUGACUCAAGACGCCUCCACUGAACACGUGUGGCUCGGCCUGCGUCACGACUGUGCCCAGCGGAUCUGGUUCUGGGUUGUUGGAUCAAUAAUCUGCUAUCAGGGCUGGGCACCAGGGAAUGGGACCUGGAAUGAAGACUGUAGUCAUGAGAAGAGAAGCGGAGCAGUGCAGUCUGGAGGAGAGCAGAAGUGGAUCGAGCUGCCUGAGAGCCAGAAGCUCAACUUCAUCUGCUCUACCUAUGAUGAUAUGUUUUAUUAAACAUGAAGACUUAGGAGAAGUUGUGGUCCAUCAUCGGUGUCCAGCAUCAACUGAUCUACAGUAAUGUCUCCUUUAUACUCUUCUACACAUUAUUAUUAUUCAUUCAUUCAUUUUCUACCGCUUAUCUGAACUACCUCGGGUCACGGGGAGCCUGUGCCUAUCUCAGGCAUCAUCGGGCAUCAAGGCAGGAUACACCCUGGACGGAGUGCCAACCCAUCACAGGGCACACACACACACAAUCAUUCACUCACACAAUCACACACUACGGACAAUUUUUCAGAGAUGCCAAUCAACCUACCAUGCAUGUCUUUGGACCGGGGGAGGAACAUGCAAACUCCACACACACAAGGCUCAUUAUUAUUAUUAUUAUUAUUAUUAUUAUUAUUAUUAUUAUUAUUAUUAUUAUUAUUAUUAUUUUUGACUUUUCUUAUUAAUAAAUUAUUAUCCAUUGGGUCAACUUUUAAGAUCACUUGGUCUCAACUUUCACUUUUAUGCAGAUGACACUCAGGUUUAUGUACGUUCAAAACCUGAUGUUAAUGUGGUUGUGUCUUUUCUCUCUCAAUGUAUCUCUGAGAUAAAAAAAUGGAUGUCUGGAAAUUUCUUGUGUCUGAACAGUGACAAGACGAAGGUAAUGCUCAUUGGUUCACCCUACCAGUUACGUAAGGCCGGAUCUUUAACUUUAAGUGUGGAUGGCUCUACACUCGAAUUCCAAACAAAAUUGAAAAAUUUAGGGGUGAUAUUUGAUGCAUAUUUAACAUUUGUUCCCCAUGUUCAGAACACUGUAAAGACAUCAUUCUUUCAUUUAAGAAACAUUGCCAAAUUGUGUCCUGUGCUGUCACUCCCGGUGGCUGAAGAGUUGAUCAACAUCUUUGUGUUUUCUCUUAUUGAUUAUUGUAAUGUUUGCUGGUCGGGGUCUCAAACGCUACCCUAAAUAAAUUACAGCUGGUUUAAAAUUCAGCCACCCGAAUCAUGACUGGAACCAGGACAAGGUCUGCCUACCGGUGUGAUACUUUAUACUUUACAAUCUCUCAAACCUCAUAUAUAUAUAUAAUAAAACAAAAACUGUCAUUUAUAUAUAAGAAUAUAUAUAUAUAUACAUACACAUACAUUUUUUUUUACAGUUCUCAAUUGUUUAUAUUUUAGACAUCUGAAUUUCUUAUCAGGAUGUCUGCAUAAUGACAUGUUGAUGGUUUCUAUACCUGGGAUUUCUGAGCACUUGUUUCUUUAAUGUGUAAGGAUAUGGAUCGUAAUGACUGCUGCCAGUUUCCUAUCAAAUAAAAGUACAUUUAAAGUUUG